AUGAUUCCCGAAACAGUUAUGAUGGAUCAUAUUACAUUUUUUAAAGGUGUUAGAGAAACGCGAAAACAAUUACAAUUAAAUGAAGGAUAUCAUAAUGGUAAAGACAAUGUAUCGUCUAGUAAUGAAAAUGCGGUUUUAAAUCAAUUACUCAAAUCAAAGAUGCCACCAUCGAUAUCGUAUGCGAAUAAUAUAAGUAAAGGAAAUAGUACCGAAUGUUCAACACAAAAGAAAGCAACAAAUAAUCAUUGGACGAAUGGUACUAACGGACAAGAGCAACAUAUUUUAGCACCGUUAGCGAUCGAACGAAAACAUCCAAGCUCCGAUUCGAAUUCAUCAUCAUCAUCAUCUACUGCCACUUUAACAUCAUCCACUAGUUUCUUGAAUGGGCAAUCAUCACCUAAAAAUGUCAAAUUACAAUCACCAACGAUGAUUCACAUAAAUAGCACAAAUUCAAUGGAUCUUAGUUCGCCUACAUCGACAAGUACAACGAAUACUGACGAUACGUUAACAGUAAAUAAUCAAGAUGUUGAUAUGAAAUGUUUUAGUUCAAUGCCAUCAUCACCAUCAUUAUCACCAAAACCACUUAUUAAACAGGGUGAACCACCUCGUUGUAAAUCUUAUCCAAUGACAACACCCUCGUCCUUGUCAUCAUCAAACACUUAUAUACGGCAUGAAUCGACAGGUUCUGCAUCUUGUCCGUCACUACAACUAUCGACGCUGUCUAGUCACUCGAAUACAUCAAAUAAUAACAUUAAAAAUAGCAGCGAAAUGACUAUUUCUUCGACAUCAUCGUCACCCGAUACACCAAAAAUAGCACGUUCAUCAUCGGUUAAAUCAUGUGCUAGUGAUUCGGGCGUCAGUUCUUCCUCACCAUCGUCAGAUAAUUGCCAUGUACAUAAUAACAAUAAUAAUAAUAAUAAUAAUAAUAAUAAUAAUAAUAAUAACAAUAAUAAUAAUACGAUUAUUUACAAUCAACUAAGCAAUUCUCAACAAUCAACAAAUGUCGGCAGUAGAAAACGUAAAAAUUUAGCUAAUAUUUCCGAAGAAAAGCACGACAAAAAAAUGUCUACAGAAGCUACAACUACAUCUGGAUUUUCAUACACUUCUGCCACAAGCACACCAUCAACAACAAUAACAAUGCCAUCACAGAUCACCAUUCCGACAACACAAGAACAAACAGCAGCUGUCUUGGGUUACGCUCAAUAUGCUUCGUUCUUACACGCACUAUCGCAACAAUUUCGCGUAAACUAUCCGCCAGCGCUAUUGCAUUCGGCUGCAGCUGCUGCUUGUGCCGCCGGUUAUUUGCCACUUUCAAUGUUGCCGUCAGAUGGAAAUCAUUUUCAAUCAAAUCCAUCCUCGUACAAUCCUAACGCAUCUCGUCUGAACAAUGGUUCAUCAGCAAGUCGAUCAUCAAGUACAAAUAGUGGUGGUUUAUCACCUACAACAACGUCAACUGUUGGUGAUUCGAUUACAAAACUACGUCAACUAAAUUUAGAACGUGAACUAAAUGCUGAGAAUAGUCGACGACGAGGAAAAAGUCCACAAAUACCACGCUCAAAUACUAUGAAUGAAAAUGGUUCCCAUGAUAAAAUGGUAGAGUCAGCUCACGAUAUACCUGUACGUUUCAAUUCCAUGCCAACAACUUUUGCUCAAUUUUUUAAUUCAAGUAAUCAAAAAAUGAAUAGCACAACAAAUUAUUGUACAAAUACAACAUCCAUAUUACCAUCAUCAAAUAAAAAAGAGAUUCCAGAACAACAACCCUAUCGUCGUGAAACAUAUCAGACAUUAUUGGAAAGCAGCCGAUUACUUGCUCAAUCAUCAUCUCAUUUUCAUCUACCAUUAAAUGGUAGUACUCAUCAGCUGGCAAAACCUGUGCCAAUUGAUCUAAGAAAACAUGCAAAUGGCGGUCGAACAGUGCCAAGUCCUUCAUCUUAUACGUCGCACGUUGAUCAACAUAAAAUAACAGCAACAUCUGGUUUUCGUUUUUCUUCAUCUCCAAAUUCAAUUCCAUCGUCACCGUCGUCAAGUAAUGAUGAGAUGAGUAAUGAAAAUCAACCUUCAAUGAGAGACGAUACAAUCACAACAAAAGGCAAAUAUCGAAAUUCUAACACUACUACUACAAACGGCGGACAAUCUCAAAAUGAAUACGUUUGUAUACCGAAAAAGUUGAUGCCUGUUGUGGCAGCACGUGUAAACGAUUGGUUAGAAAAAAGUGUACAUUUUGUAUUAAAUCUUGAUGUUGUUAAAGAAUCAACUAGUACAGAUGAAAAAUUAUUAUUGCUUUCACGUUCAUGGCAUCGAUUAUUGUUAAUUAGUAUGGUUGAAAAUUGUUUUGAAAUAUAUGUAACAAAAGAUUUACAAAUAAAUAAUAGUAACAACAACAAUGAUUGUACAACUAAACGUUGUACAAGUCCAUCAACAAAUAAUACAAAUUAUCCAACAGAAAAUGAUGUUAAACAAAUUGAAUCGUUGAUAUCUCGCGGAAAAGCAAUUCAAAUUGAUGAUGUUGGAUUCAAUUUAAUACGUGAAGUGGUGAUCUACAAAGAAGGAAAAACUCUCUUUGCAUCAACUUUAUCUUUUGAUCGAGCCGAAAGUAAUGCACAAUCACGUUUAACAAAUUGGUCAACGUCAAAAUCAAAAUAUUCAAAAAUGGUCUUUUUCCUGUGUAACAUCUAUCAAGUAAAAGAAGAAAUUUUUGAAAAAUUAUUUUGUUCUAGUAGUAUGCAUAUGACAAGUACUAUUCAAAAUCAUUUACAACGAGAAGUACAUCGGUUUCUAGCUUUAUCACCCGUUUCAUCUACAUCAUCAUCAAUAACAGAUUAA
This is a messenger RNA of Didymodactylos carnosus, 2823 nucleotides long. The record is from the annotation of a GenBank genome assembly. NCBI's taxonomy places the organism in Eukaryota, Metazoa, Rotifera, Eurotatoria, Philodinida, Philodinidae.